CCUAGUUAGAUUUCCAAUAAUAUUUUGCUAAUAUUUUUUCCAUUCUCAUCACUCUAUAUAUAGAUGAAGAUAGAAGCCAUCAUUUGUUCCACUACUAAAACAAAAUAAUUUUGAUAUUAAUUUAUGGAGAUGAAUCAAAGGCCACAAACAAUUCCCCGAGUUCUUAUCUUCCCCAUGCCUGCUCAAGGACACGUCAGCCCGAUGCUGAAGCUGGCGGAGCUUCUUGCCAUGUCUGGCCUCCAUGUGACCUUCCUGAACAGCGACCACAUCCACAAUCGUCUCAUAAAGUACACCGACAUGGAAACUCGAUUUUCCAAGUACCCUGAAUUUCUUUUCAGGACCAUCUGGGACGGCCUCGAGGAGGAUCACCCUCGAACUGGCGAAUCGGUUUGGGAUAUCAUUUUUAGUAUGAAUGAGAAGACCAAACCGGUUUUGAGAGAGAUGCUAGUGUCGGGCCAACUUGGGUCGGGUGAUAGUCCUUAUGUUACUUAUAUGAUUACGGAUGGGCUCUUUGGUGGGUUUACUUUAGAUGUUGCUGAGGAGCUUGGAAUUCCUUGUGUUCAUUUUCGGACCACCUCUUCUUGCUGCUUCUGGUCUUACUUUUUCUUUCCACUUCUUGCUCAGUCCGGCCAGAUUCCUAUCACUGAUAUGGACAGGCUUGUAACAAGUGUGCCAGGAAUGGAAAGUUUUCUACGGUUCCGAGAUUUGCCUAGUAUGUGCCGAGUGAGCGACACAACUAACAAAUCUUUCCAAAUGAUUUCUCAAGUGACCAACCAAACUCGGCGAGCCCGAGCACUUAUCCUAAACACAUUUGAUGACCUCGAAGGUUCAUUUGUCAAUCGCUUAGCUGAGUUUUGCCCCAAUAUCUACACAAUCGGGCCUCUUCAUGCCCACCUAAAUCACAGGCAAGCCCAAAACUCCAAAACGUCAACAUAUCCAUCCUCCAAUAAUCUUUACGACGUAGACCGAAGCUGUCUCACUUGGCUAGAUUCUCAACCUCCAAACUCGGUUAUUUAUGUCAGUUUCGGUAGUAUUGUUGUCAUGACUAAGUCCGAGCUAAUCGAGCUUUGGUACGGUUUAGUGAACAGCAAGCAACGCUUCUUAUGGGUGAUGCGGCCAGACAUGUUAAUGGCAGAAGAUGGCGACCGUUCGGUGCCCGCAGAGUUAGAGGAUGCAACAAGAGAAAGAGGGUUCAUUGUAAGUUAUGCUCCACAAGAGCAGGUUCUUUCUCACUCCGCUGUGGGUGGGUUUCUAACCCACAGCGGUUGGAACUCGACAUUGGAGAGUAUAGUUGCUGGAGUACCGAUGAUUUGUUGGCCUUAUUUUGCUGAUCAACAAAUCAAUAGUAGAUUUGUAAGUGAAGUGUGGAAGCUUGGAUUGGAUAUGAAGGAUGUUUCUGAUAGGAAAGUUGUAGAGAUGAUGGUGAAUGAUCUUAUGGUGGAGAGGAGGGAAGAGUUUGUUAAAUCAACGGCUGAGAUGGCUAGAUUAGCCAAAAUGUGUGUGAAUGAAGGUGGGUCAUCUUAUUGUAAUUUGGAAAAGUUGGUAGAGGAUAUGAGGUGUGGGACCAAGUGAAAAUAUUGCCAAGUCUUAUAAAGUGAGCAGCCAUUUGAUUUUGAUAAGUAUCCUUUUUAUUCAUGUAUCUUCUAACCAUGACUUUUUUGAGUGUGUAGAAACUUUUCUAGCUAAGAUCAACAAUAUAUAGUAUUCUCAAAUUUUUAAUAAGGACUUGCUUCCUUUCAGAAAUACAAAAAUUUAAUAGUACGAAUUUUUAAAUAUUUUUAUAAA
Cannabis sativa is the source of this 1785-nucleotide messenger RNA. Its product is annotated as 7-deoxyloganetic acid glucosyltransferase. The transcript is spliced from 2 exons. The record is from RefSeq and is a predicted model, not a curated record. Gene Ontology annotation, molecular function: UDP-glycosyltransferase activity. Bases 124 to 1572 code for a protein of 482 amino acids. Lineage: Eukaryota; Viridiplantae; Streptophyta; Magnoliopsida; Rosales; Cannabaceae.